Messenger RNA from Phyllostomus hastatus (greater spear-nosed bat), 2317 nucleotides. RefSeq names its product glycerate kinase (gene GLYCTK). NCBI's taxonomy places the organism in Eukaryota, Metazoa, Chordata, Mammalia, Chiroptera, Phyllostomidae. The transcript has 5 exons. Gene Ontology annotation, biological process: protein phosphorylation. Gene Ontology annotation, molecular function: glycerate kinase activity. The record is from RefSeq and is a predicted model, not a curated record. Gene Ontology annotation, cellular component: cytoplasm. The coding region runs from base 388 to 1959 and encodes 523 amino acids.
UCAUUCCAGUGCCUGUCACCUAAAUGGAGCUUGGAAUAGACAACUGAUCAUAGAAGAUAAAGGAGGGUACAGAUGAUUGCAAUCAGUGAGGCGAGAAUUACUACCUCCAUUGUACAGAUGAAGAAACCAAGACAUGGAGUGACUCCCUACAUGUUUCUCGGCAGUUUGAAUGGAGCCAAACCAAAGCUUCAGUACUCGCUCUGGCUAACCCAGCGCCUCGACUAAUGCAAUUCGCAUCCGGUACCCCAACUCCGCCCCAUCCAUUCCACACCUCCGGGUUCUACUCCGCCCACUCGCGAGUACUUCCGGUCUACAGCGCAGCAAGCCGCAGCCGGGAGCUGUGGGGCGGUGGCUAUGGAUGCCAGGCGAAGCUGAAAGCAGUGGGGCAUGGCUGCAGCCCUGCAGGUCCUGCCCUGCUUGGCCCGAGCCCCAUUACGCCUACUCCUCUGGGGGCGCCCAGGGGCACGGCUGGCCAGUGGCAUGGCCUUGGCAGAGCAUGCUCAGAAGCUCUUUGAGAGCACUAUUGCUGCUGUCCUGCCAGGCCCCAUGAUGCACCGGGCCUUGUCCUUGGACCCUGGCAGCGGACAGCUGAAGGUUCGGGAUCGGAGCUUUCAGCUGCGGCAAAACCUCUACCUGGUGGGCUUCGGCAAGGCUGUGCUGGGCAUGGCAGCUGCAGCUGAGAAGCUACUGGGGAAGCAUCUGGUGCAGGGAGUGAUCAGCGUUCCCAAAGGGAUCCGUGCUGCCAUGGAGUACACUGGCAAGCAGGAGAUGCUACUGAAGUCACACAGCCGUGUCCAGGUCUUUGAGGGUGCAGAGGACAACCUGCCAGACCGUGAUGCACUGCGGGCUGCAUUAGCUAUUCGGCAGCUGGCUGAAGGUCUGACAGCUGAUGACCUGCUGCUCGUGCUCAUCUCAGGUGGGGGCUCAGCCCUUCUUCCCGCCCCCAUCCCACCCGUCACACUGGAGGAGAAACAGACACUCACCAAGCUGCUGGCAGCCCGAGGAGCCACCAUCCAGGAACUGAACACCAUCCGGAAGGCUCUCUCCCAGCUCAAGGGUGGGGGGCUGGCUCAGGCUGCCUACCCUGCCCAGGUGAUAAGCCUCAUUCUAUCAGAUGUGGUGGGAGACCCCGUGGAUGUGAUUGCCAGUGGCCCCACUGUGGCCAGCGUCCACAACGUACAAGAUUGCCUGCAUAUCCUCAAUCGCUAUGGCCUCCGUGCUGCCCUGCCACGUUCUGUGAAAACUGUGCUGGCUCAGGCUGACUCUGACCCUCAUGGGCCACACACCUGUGGUCAUGUCCUCAAUGUGAUUAUUGGCUCCAAUGCACUUGCACUGGCUGAGGCCCAGCGGCAGGCUGAGGCACUGGGAUACCGGGCUGUGGUGCUGAGUACAGCCAUGCAGGGCAACGUAAAAAGUGUGGCCCAGUUCUACGGGCUGCUGGCCCAAGUAGCUGGAGCCCACCUCACUCUGCCCAGCACUGGAGCCCCCAUGGAGGAGGGUGAACAACUCCAUGAGCUCGCGGCUGAGCUCCAGCUCCCAGACCUGCAGCUAAAGGAGGCCCUGGAGGUUGUGGCAGGGGCUGAGGGCCCCGUCUGCGUGCUGGCUGGUGGCGAGCCCACAGUGCAAUUGCAGGGCUCCGGCAAGGGUGGCCGGAACCAGGAACUGGCCCUGCGUGUCGCAGCAGAGCUGGGACAGCGGCCACUGGGGCCUGUUGAUGUGCUGUUUUUGAGUGGUGGCACUGAUGGGAGGGAUGGGCCCACAGAGGCAGCCGGGGCCUGGAUUAUGCCUGAGCUUGCCCACCAGGCCACUGCUGAGGGCCUGGAUGUGGCCACCUUUCUAGCCCACAAUGACUCACAUACCUUCUUCCACCGCUUCCAAGGUGGGGCCCAUCUGCUGUACACAGGGCUGACAGGAACCAAUGUCAUGGACGUCCACUUCCUAUUCCUGAAGCCACGGUGAUGACAGGUCAUGUUUUGGGAGUCCAGAGGAAGCCUACAGGGUAGGGUCCUGGGGCAGACCAGGAUUGGUCCCCAGGGUCUCACCAGGCCUUAGAGCCCCUCCUUGGCCCUGGCUGCAUGGUUGGCUCUUACACCUCCCACCCAGGGUCUCUGCUUUAUGUCUGUUCCUCAGAUCAGACUGGCAAGAUGAUGUAUCUCUUCCACCUCUACUUUUAGCCAUGGCAGCAAGUACCUCUGAGGACCAGGACAAAUCUCUUGGCCAGUUCACUAUUCCCCUAGGCAGCGUCACUACUGAGCUUCUGAGACUGUUUUUUUUCUGUGGGGUAAAGCAAGGACUGGAAAUAAAAAGGACCACUUUA